GUGGCCUACAAAUUGAAAACAGUCGAGAAGAGGAUCAGGGUAAAUAUGAAUGUGUGGCUGAGAAUUCUGUGGGUACUGAACAUUCCAAGGCUACUAACUUAUAUGUUAAGGUGCGUAGAGUACCACCCACCUUUUCACGACCCCCAGAGCCCAUUAAUGAAGUGAUGUUAGGAUCAAAUCUUAAUCUCUCUUGUAUAGCAGUGGGUUCACCCAUGCCACAUGUUAAAUGGAUGAAUGGCGCUCAAGAUUUAACACCUGAAAAUAAUAUACCAAUUGGCCGUAACAUUAUUGAAUUGACUAAUAUACAGCAAAGCGCCAAUUAUACUUGUAUAGCAGCCUCUUCAUUGGGUCAAAUUGAAGCCACAGCCGUGGUUAAAGUUCAAUCUUUACCUACCGCACCCACAGAUGUACAAAUUUCUGAAGUUACAGCCACCUCUGUACGUUUGGAGUGGUCUUAUAAAGGCCCCGAAGACUUACAGUAUUAUGUGAUACAAUAUAAACCUAAAAAUGCUAAUCAGGCUUUUAGCGAGAUUAGCGGUAUUAUAACCAUGUUUUAUGUGGUACGAGCAUUAAGUCCUUAUACUGAAUACGAAUUUUAUGUGAUAGCUGUAAAUAAUAUAGGAAGAGGACCACCAUCGAUACCAGCGACUUGUACCACUGGCGAUUUUACAUAUGGUGGAGCAAAAAUGGAAAGUGCUCCCCGCAAUGUACAAGUACGUCCUUUAUCAUCGUCUACCAUGGUUAUAACUUGGGAACCACCAGAGACACCCAAUGGACAGUUGACCGGUUAUAAAGUUUACUAUACUACAAAUCCUAAUCAACCAGAAGCGUCUUGGGAUUCUCAAAUGGUUGAUAACAGUGAACUGACAACAAUAUCUGACUUAACACCCCAUGCCAUAUACACGGUACGUGUACAGGCAUAUACCUCCAUGGGGGCCGGUCCAAUGUCCACGCCAGUACAAGUGAAAACACAACAAG
Molecule: messenger RNA, 978 nt
Organism: Lucilia sericata (common green bottle fly)
Lineage: Eukaryota; Metazoa; Arthropoda; Insecta; Diptera; Calliphoridae
Product: tyrosine-protein phosphatase Lar-like
Exons: 7
Biological process (GO): cell-cell adhesion; brain development
Molecular function (GO): cell-cell adhesion mediator activity
Source: RefSeq, a predicted model, not a curated record